AUGACUGGUUCCACAAAAUUUAUUAACGAAGCAAUCACGAGUGAAUUCUCUGAUCUCCAGGAGUUCGUCUUAAGGUCUCCAACUUUCGGCUUUUUCGUUUCUACGGUCACAUGUCCCAGCUUUCCACGGUCAUCGAUUGCAAGCUUUACGGACUGUGCCCAUUCCAGCAGUAACUGUAUCUUCCAGGUGAAUCUUAAUGAAAUUUGUGAACUGUAUGGCUCAAGCUUAUCCUUGGAUGCUGUUGAGGAAUCUCGUCGAUGCUUAGGGUUGGAGGCGAGUGCUGCAGUUUGCUUUAAAGCAGCAAGAAUUGUUAUCUUACUUAUUGACGAUGGAAUUAAAUUGGACAAAAAACUUGACAUCAAAUGGCAUGAAAGACUUGUACCAACAGUUGGUAGAAUACUACAAGUUGAGCAUGUUGCUGAAAAUAUCCUUGAAAAGGGUUCAAAUGGGAAGUCAUGGACACUGAGUUCAUUUGUGGAGACUUUCACUAAGGAACUGAAGUCAGAAGGUGAUAAAGUUGUUGCCUUUAAAAGUAUUAUUGCACAUCGUAGUGGCCUUGCAAUUAAUUCAAAAGUCACACAAAAGGAGGCUGAGGAGGGCCUGAGUGACAUUUUAUGUGCGGGGAAGCCAGUCAGAAUCUCAAACAAGAACUUUAGUGAUUAUAUUUUUAUGCAUGCUUUGGAGGUGGCUCAAAAUUUUAAUUUGCCAAUGCAGAUAGACACAAGUUUGGAGGAGAAGGAUUUGGAUCUGAGACCAGGGAAUCCCCUUAAUCUUCGCAAUCUUCUUGAGGAUAAGAGAUUCACUAAGAAUCGUUUAGUGCUAUUACAUGCAUCAUUCCCUUUCUUAAUGGAAGCUUCAUAUCUUGCUUCAGUCUACCCUCAAAUCUAUCUUGAUUUUGGGUUGAGGAUUCCUAAGCCUAACUUCCAUGGGUUGGUGUCCUCAGUGAAAGAAAUUCUAGACCUUGCUCCUAUCAAUAAGGUCAUGAUCAACAGCAGUGGCAUCGCAUUUGCUGAAAGAUUUUACCUAGGUGCAAAGAAAGCACGUGAAGUGGUAUUCAAUGUUCUAUGGGAUGCAUGCGUCCAUGAUGAUAUUUCAAUUACAGAAGCUCUUGCAAUUGUUAAAGCUAUUUUUGCAGAAAAUGCAAAGCAAUUCUACAAGGUUGAUGCUUCACCAAGAUAUUCUGAGGUAGAACCGCACUCGUUAUCAUCUCCAUUCAAGAAGGAAGAGUUAAAUGGUCCAUUGACAGAUGUUACCGCUGUUCGUGUUAUUUGGUUAGAUUUCUCUGCUCAACAUAGAUGCCGUGUUGUUCCCCAACAUCGCUACUAUAGUUCUGUGAAGAAACAUGGUGUUGGUUUAACUGUUGAAUGUAUGCGAUUGAGUUCAAUAUCUGAUGAACUCUGUGAAGAAAAUUCUCUCACUGCCUCGGGUGAGGUCAGAGUUGUUCCUGACUUAUCAACCAAACGGAAAAUCCCCUGGGCAAGAAAUCAAGAAAUGAUUUUUACUGAUAUGUUAACUGAAUCUGGUAAAGCAUGGCAAUACUGUUCAAGAGAUUUACUUCGUAUAUUCUCUAAAAUUCUGGAAGAUGAAUUUGGCUUGGUUAUGAAUGUAGGCAUUGAAGUUGAAUUUUACUUAUUCAAGAGUGUUUUAAAGUAUGUCAGGAAAGUUUCCCUAAUAGAUUUGUGCUUAUAUUCUAUGAUAUAUUGGAACACUAAAGAGGAAAUAAUACAGGGAUGGAAAAGAAACAUGGGCCAAAAUUGACAGGACCUCUUACUGCUCUACAACAGCAAUAGAUGUUGCAUCAUUAGUGCUUCAAGAGAUUGUUGCUUCUUUACACUCCUUCAAUAUUCUAGUCGAACAGCUACACUCAGAAAGUGGGAAAGGACAAUUUGAAAUAGUUUUGGCAUACACUAAUUGUGGUAAAGCAGCAGAUCACUUGAUAAUUACACAUGAAGUAGUCAAAGGAAUCGCAAGGAAACACAGGCUACUAGCAAGCUUUACCCCAAAGUAUGUAGCGCAAUAUUUUCACGUGA
Molecule: messenger RNA, 2030 nt
Organism: Solanum pennellii
Lineage: Eukaryota; Viridiplantae; Streptophyta; Magnoliopsida; Solanales; Solanaceae
Product: protein fluG-like
Exons: 13
Coding region: 1-1758 (585 amino acids)
Molecular function (GO): glutamine synthetase activity
Source: RefSeq, a predicted model, not a curated record